AUGGCUUCACCGGCAGAUGUUGUUAUGGGUGAUGCCGGGGAGUCCAGCACACAAAAGCCAUUCACCGUCGAAGAAAACAUCAAGCAACUCAACGCUAUCGACCAAAGCGCCGUGCAACUCAUGAGCCACACGGCUACCGCUCUCAAUGCCCUCACAACACCCUCCUCUGGCGACGGCGCCCCGAACACAGACCCUUCAGGCGAAGCAGUCAAGCCAUCAUUGAACCCCCCAGCACAAAAGGAGGCCUUCCGUUCUGCCACCGACUCUUUUCUCACGACUCUGCACGCCAUCGAUGUCAAGAUGAAGCGUCAAAUCUUUGCUCUGGAGGAGGCGGGCAUCGUCAACCUGUCCAAUCCCCGGCGUCAGGAGCCCAAUGGACCACCUAAGGCGUCGCUGAAGCCUAAUGGAACCGGAGCUGUGGGUAACUUGGACGUGGGCUGGCUGAACAGUCGGGGCACGAGGGUAGAGAGGGAUAUGGAGUCGGAGCUUUGGGCUAGGGCGAAGGAGGUCUUGCAAAAGGAAGCGGCAAAGGACAAUUAA
Messenger RNA from Fusarium keratoplasticum, 540 nucleotides. RefSeq names its product Mediator of RNA polymerase II transcription subunit 11. NCBI's taxonomy places the organism in Eukaryota, Fungi, Ascomycota, Sordariomycetes, Hypocreales, Nectriaceae. Gene Ontology annotation, molecular function: transcription coregulator activity. Bases 1 to 540 code for a protein of 179 amino acids. The transcript has a single exon. Gene Ontology annotation, cellular component: mediator complex. The record is from RefSeq and is a predicted model, not a curated record. Gene Ontology annotation, biological process: regulation of transcription by RNA polymerase II.